AUGGCUCAAAAAAGGUGCCUCCUCUGGGACUACACCAACACCAACAACUGCCCCGGCCAAAUGGACCAAGUCAACUUCAACGGCCCCAUGCACUCCGUCAGCAACUGGAAUGCCUGGACGCCGCCCGAGCUCAAAGGCCGCGCGCCAUUCCGCCCCAUGAUUCACGACGCCGGCAAGCUCUCCGGCACCGACUGGGCCAUCAUCCAAGCGACCCGAAACAGCAUUAUCCACUUCUUCAACGAGCCCGAGCGCAACGGCAUCUCAACGCAGCAAGCCGCGGACGCCUGGAACAGCCAGCUUCUGCCGCUCAGGAACCAGGGCAAUAAACUCGUCAGCCCUUCCUGCGCCGGCGACGACGCGGGCCAUACUUGGAUCGCGGAUUUCAUGUCAAAGGUCGCCGCUAACCCGCCCGACUUCCUCGGCAUCCACUACUACGGCGCUGAUGGCAACGCUGCGAUUCAAGAGAUCCAGAACAUGCACGCUUUGUACCCCAACCAACCCAUCAUCGUGUCCGAGAUCGCUUCCACCGCGCAAGAUCUACCAUCCGUGGUUGGGUUCACGGUCCAGGUUGCGAAUUUCAUGGACAGCACUGACUAUGUUUUCGAGUAUGGCUUUUUUGGCUGCAUGGAGCAUCUUGCGGAUAAUUUUGUCAGCCCCGCGGCGCAGUUGAUGAAUCCGGAUGGGUCGUUUACGGAUUUGAUGUUGAAAUUGAUGUGGGAUCAGCCGAUGCAUACGUGA
Messenger RNA from Letharia columbiana, 738 nucleotides. RefSeq lists its product as uncharacterized. The record is from RefSeq and is a predicted model, not a curated record. Bases 1 to 738 code for a protein of 245 amino acids. The transcript has a single exon. Gene Ontology annotation, cellular component: fungal-type cell wall. Gene Ontology annotation, biological process: fungal-type cell wall polysaccharide metabolic process. NCBI's taxonomy places the organism in Eukaryota, Fungi, Ascomycota, Lecanoromycetes, Lecanorales, Parmeliaceae.